This is a messenger RNA of Ophidiomyces ophidiicola, 6162 nucleotides long. RefSeq names its product isoleucine--tRNA ligase (gene ILS1). Gene Ontology annotation, molecular function: ATP binding; tRNA binding; aminoacyl-tRNA deacylase activity. The coding region runs from base 1 to 6162 and encodes 2053 amino acids. Gene Ontology annotation, cellular component: Golgi membrane; cytoplasm. The transcript is spliced from 7 exons. Lineage: Eukaryota; Fungi; Ascomycota; Eurotiomycetes; Onygenales; Onygenaceae. Gene Ontology annotation, biological process: isoleucyl-tRNA aminoacylation; vesicle fusion with Golgi apparatus; intracellular protein transport. The record is from RefSeq and is a predicted model, not a curated record.
AUGUUCCGAAUCCUCGAGUCCCAGGCCCCUGCCCGACAGACGGCAACUGAUACAAUCAAUACGUUGAGCAGCCGAUUACAAAGUGCUACGCUUUUGGAGGACCGUAGAGCUGCUAUUUUAGGUCUUCGAAGCUUUGCGAAAGAGUUCCCCGCGUCAGUUGCCUCUGGUGCUCUGAGGGCCUUGAUUUCGUCACUUCGAAAUGAUGCGGAAGACGUCGAUACUACGAAAGUGGUCCUUGAGACCUUGUUGAUGUUAUUUGCUCCGGAGCAGAGUAGUCCGGAAGCAUCUGAAGAGCUAGCCCUGUGGCUUGCUGAUGAAUUUACCCAACGGCAAGAUAACAUCACGAUCCUCCUUGAUCUCCUAGAAUCAAGCGACUUUUACUCUAGACUAUACUCCCUUCAAUUGAUCUCUCAGAUCUCCUCUGCGAGGCCGGAGAGAACACAAGAGUGCAUUUUCACCGCGCCCCUUGGAAUUUCCAGGCUCGUUACUACACUCGGUGAUCCACGGGAGCCCAUUCGCAAUGAAUCACUACUUCUUCUAAUAGCCCUAACUCCGUCCUCCGCCGAACUACAAAAGGUUGUCGCAUUUGAAAAUGCAUUCGAUCGUAUAUUUUUCCUGAUCGAAAAUGAAGGCUCCUUGUCCCAUGGCUCAGGCACCGUGGAGGACUGCCUGUCGCUGUUAGGGAACCUUCUGUCCCUGAACGUGUCUAAUCAAUCCUAUUUUCGCGAAACUGGAUUUGUAAAGAAGUUUACAUCUCUUUUGGCUGGUGCCGUUGAAGUUCAAGGAGCUGAUGAAGAAAUAUCGGAAUGGACGCUUGAACAGCGGGACAAGAAUUUGUGGGGAACGCUGGCUAUAAUUCAAUUGUUUCUGGUAAAAGGCAGUGUUAGCACACCUAUCAACCAGAUGGCAUUUUGGCAAAGCGGAAUGAUGCAACAAGUCCUUCGAAUCGCCUUUAAUGAUGGAUUCAAUGUCGCAAUCAGAGCCAAGGCUUUGUCGACUUGCGCCUGUUUAAUUAGUGCAAACACUUCCCUGCAAGAGAACUUCGCAGACCUAGAAGUCGCUGUCAUUCCAAAUCGGCUCGAAAAUCGAACCACAAAUGGAACAUCCAUCAAUGAUGCUACAGAAAAGCUCAACGUUAUCGAAGCUCUUCUACGGGUAACACUCUUAGAAGCCCCUAUUCAGUUCUUGGAUGUCAGGCUUGCUGCUUGCUCAUGCAUACAAGCGUUCACUGAGAACCACCCAGGUAUUAGAGCGCAUUUUUUACGCAGGGCGAUAGAUGGGCAUUCGAGUGGGUCGGACCGGAUCCCAAACAUUCUCACGAUCCUUGUAAACUCUCCAGAGAACCGACGGAAUAUGGAUCCUUAUCAAAUCUGGCUUGCAUCUGUGUUGCUAUUCCACUUAAUUCAUAGUGACCCGGAGACAAAGAGUCUCGCAAUGAAAGUUACGGAAGGCGAUGAAUCAAGUGGAGAGGAGGUUAUUACUUGUGUACAAGCUAUAACAGGAAACCUGCUUACUGGAAUCCAACGAAAUGAGGAUAAACGGAUAUCGGUAGGAUACUUAAUGCUGCUCUGUGGAUGGCUCUUUGAGGAUCCGGAUGUGGUCAAUGACUUUCUCGGUGAAGGAAGUAGUAUCCAGCGUCUCAUUCAAGAAGCAAAAAAUGGCAUAUCAUCAAAAACGCUUAUCCCGGGACUUUGCGCCAUUUUACUUGGAAUUGUCUACGAAUUUUCAUCCAAAGAUUCUCCAAUCCCACGCACCACCUUGCAUCAACUUCUCCUCGGACUUGGCCGGGAGCUAUACAUUGACAAAAUUACAAGACUUAGAGAGCACGCCUUGGUUCGUGAUUUCGAGGUCUUACCUCAAACUUGUCAUGGGCAUCACGAUAGUGGUCUACCAUCCGUCUACUUUGAUAAGAUGUUCAUCGACUUCUUGAAAGACAAUUUUAGCCGCUUUGUUCGAGCAAUCGACCGAGAGCCUGGAAUCGAAGUUCCGGUCCUUGCAAAUGGCGUCCCGAAAGGUAUAUCGCGUGAUCUUGUAGACUCCCUUCGAGCCCAGGUUGAAGAUAAGAGCAAAACAAUUCAAACUAUGGAGGAAGAUAUGCUAUCUUUACGCAGAAAAUUAGAGCAGGAGCAACUGGAUCAUCGCAAAACGAGAGAAUCCCUUGAAGUUGAUCUUACUCAUAUACGCCAGACCCACGAGACGCUAGGAAAAAGCCAUGCUGAGGAAAUCCGCCGAUUGCAGGAACACUACGAGCGUUCUGGAGCUGAGUUGGUAUCCGAUCACAGCGAAAAAUUACGUACUUUAGAGAUGCGACAACAGCAAACCUGCACUGAAUAUGAGACACAGGCUUCAAAAAUACGGGAGCAGAACGAUUUGGCAGUAGCUGAAUUGACGAAAAGUAUUAAAAGGCUUGAGAAAGAUCUUGAAAAGGCGAAUAAAGACCAUGCUCAGGAUCUUAGGAAUGCCCAUGAAGAGUAUUCUUCGACAUUAGCUUACUUAGAAGCCCGAAACAAAGGAGCUGAAGAACGUGAGGAACAGAGUCGCCAGCGCGCGUCGCGCCUUGAAACCCAAUUCAAAGAUGUUAAUCUUGAGAUCAUAAAAUAUAAAACAAAACUGGAAGACAGUGAAACUGCCCGAAAGACGGUUCAGAGUGAACUUGACGACUUGUUAAUCGUGUUUGCGGAUUUAGAAGCAAAACGGAACGAAGACAAAGUAAGUCGUCACUGGGAGAAUAUUAUUGACUGGAGACUAAUUUGUAUGAAGAAACGAUUGAAAUCUCUGGGCCAGGAGGUCUCUGAUAUUGAAGAUAGCGACUCUGAUGGUGAAGUUAAUGAUGAUGAGGAUCCGGAUCCCAAGUCACAACACACCACUCGCAAUAGAGGCUCUCCGGAAAGUGUGCUAGCAAUGUCUAUUGAUUUUCCGAGCGAGGAGGAGCUCGUUCUCAAACGAUGGAAAGAAAUUGGCGCGUUUGAGCGACAGGUUGAGCUGUCUCGUGGGCGAAAACCAUAUACAUUUUACGAUGGCCCUCCGUUCGCGACUGGCCUACCGCACUAUGGCCACCUGCUGGCGUCGACAAUCAAAGACAUUAUCCCUAGAUAUUGGUCUAUGAAGGGCCAUUAUGUCGAAAGGAGGUUUGGCUGGGAUACCCACGGCGUGCCAAUUGAAUAUGAGAUAGACAAAAAGCUUAAAAUGUCCGGCUCUGAAGCUGUGGAGAAGCUGGGGCUUGCUCAAUAUAAUGCUGAGUGCAAAGCGAUUGUCAUGACAUAUGCCCAAGAAUGGAGGCAAACUAUUGACAGACUUGGGAGGUGGAUAGAUUUUGAUAAUGAUUAUAAGACCAUGGAUACUACUUUUAUGGAAACCUUGUGGUGGGUUUUAAAACAGCUUUUUGACAAGGGAGCAGUGUAUCGCGGCUAUAGAGUCAUGCCUUGCUCCACGGCCCUCAAUACACCCCUGAGUAAUUUUGAAGCAUCGCAAAAUUAUAAAGACGUUCAAGACCCGGCCGUUGUUGUCUCCUUUCCUCUUAUCGAUGACCCAAAAACAAACCUCCUGGCGUGGACGACAACCCCUUGGACCCUCCCGUCACACUUGGCGCUCGCAGCACAUCCCGACUUCGAGUAUAUUAAGCUACAUGAUGAACAGUCUGGGAAGGAUUAUAUCUUACUGGAGUCGCUACUAGGGACACUUUAUAAGAACCCCAAAAAGGCAAAAUUCAAGAUCCUGGAUCGCUUCAAGGGAUCUACGAUGGAAGGCUGGAAAUAUACACCGCCAUUUGAUUAUUUCUAUGAGAAAUUUAAAGAUGUUGGAUUUCGAGUUCUUAUGGCAACUUACGUUACGUCAGAUAGUGGCGUUGGAAUUGUUCACCAGGCCCCCGCUUUUGGUGAGGAGGAUUAUAAUGUUGCGAUGAAUGCUGGUGUGAUCAGUGAUCAAAGACUUCCGCCGAACCCGGUCGACAGCCGGGGUUGUUUCACAUCUGAAGUUCGAGACUUCGCAGGUACUUAUGUAAAGACAGCUGAUAAAGCUAUCAUUAAAUACUUGAAAGAAAAUGAUCGUUUGGUCGUGGACAGUCAGAUCACCCAUAACUACCCCUUUUGUUGGCGCUCUGAUACACCGCUGAUCUACCGAGCCGUCCCAGCGUGGUUUGUUAAAAUUGAACCUAUCAUUCCUAAAAUGCUUGCAGGAAUCGAGGAGUCGUAUUGGGUACCAUCGUUUGUCAAGGAUAAACGAUUUGCCAGUUGGAUUGCAAAUGCCAGAGAUUGGAAUAUCUCGAGAAAUCGCUAUUGGGGAACUCCUAUCCCUCUUUGGGUCAGCGAUGAUUACGAAGAAGUUGUCGCUAUUGGAAGUGUGGAUGAAUUGCGGAAUCUGAGCGGUUAUACAGGAGAAUUAACUGAUCUUCAUCGGGAUAAAAUCGACCAUAUCACCAUUCCAAGCCGCCAAGGAAAGGGAGUUCUACAUCGGGUUGAGGAAGUGUUUGACUGUUGGUUUGAAUCCGGUAGCAUGCCCUACGCCUCGCAGCAUUAUCCCUUUGAAAAUAAGGAGCAAUUUGAAAAAUCAUUCCCUGGGGAUUUCAUUGCCGAGGGCUUAGAUCAAACUCGUGGCUGGUUUUAUACUCUCACUGUGUUGGGCACCCAUCUCUUUGGAAAGCUACCUUUUAAAAAUUGUGUUGUUAAUGGAAUUGUGCUUGCUGAGGAUGGAAAAAAGAUGUCUAAGAGGUUGAAGAAUUACCCUGAUCCUAUGCUUAUAAUGGAGCGGUAUGGAUCCGACGCCCUUCGGUUGUACCUUAUCAAUUCGCCAGUGGUCCGCGCUGAACCUUUACGGUUCAAAGAAGCAGGCGUUAAAGAGGUGGUCGCAAAGGUGCUUCUGCCAUUGUGGAAUAGCUACAAAUUCUUCGACGGCCAGGUUGUUCUCCUGAAAAAAGUUGAAAAUCUUGACUAUGUCUUCGAUCCGUCUAUGGAAGCGACCAACACAAACGUUAUGGAUCGAUGGAUCUUGGCAAGCUGUCAAAGUCUCCUAAAGUUUGUUAAUGAAGAGAUGGCUGGGUAUCGGCUCUACACUGUUGUCCCUCGACUCUUGGAGCUUAUUGACAACACAACGAACUGGUAUAUCCGAUUCAAUCGUAGACGUCUUAAGGGAGAGCUCGGGUUGGAAGAUACCAAACACGCACUUAACACUUUAUUCGAGGUCAUAUACACGUUGGUUCGUGGCCUUGCACCUUUCACACCAUUCCUUACCGAUAACAUCUACCUUCGACUUCUUCCUCAUAUCCCUGAAUCUCUCCGAGCGACUGACGACCGCUCUGUUCAUUUCUUAUCCUUUCCCGAGGUAAGGGAAGAACUUUUCGAUGAAGUUGUAGAAAGACAGGUAUCACGGAUGCAGCGGGUUAUUGAGCUUGCCCGUGUCUCGCGUGAACGGCGAUCUAUUGGUCUCAAGACGCCUUUAAAGACUUUGGUAGUUGUUCAUAACGACCAGCAGUAUCUGGAUGAUGUGCGCUCCCUUGAGCAAUACAUUGUCGAGGAACUCAACGUCCGUGAUCUUGUUUUGUCGACUGAUGAGGCGAAGUAUAAUGUGCAAUAUAGUGCUACAGCUGAUUGGCCUGUAUUGGGUAAAAAGUUAAAAAAGGACGUUCAAAAAGUUAAGAAGGCUUUGCCUCAGCUCUCAAGCGACGAAAUUAAAGGGUUCAUUCUUCACAAGAAAAUACUGGUUGAUGGAAUUGAGCUUGUCCAGGGUGACUUAGUAGUCAAGCGUGGUAUUAAGGAAGAUGCGGCUUCAGCCAAUUUGGAAACGAACACUGACGAUGACGUCCUUGUCAUUCUCGAUGCUACUCUGUACCCUGAAUUGGCCCAUGAAGGCCUUACUCGGGAGAUUGUUAACCGCAUCCAGCGGCUGCGAAAGAAGGCCGGGCUAGUCCCUACUGACGAUGUGAAGAUGGAGUAUCGUGUCAUUUCCGAUCCAGAUAGUGUAGGGAUCAGUGAGGUGUUCGAAACCCAGGCCUCGGCCAUCGAAAAAGCACUACGACGACCGGUUGACAAGCAUGUUACGACUGAAAUUGAUGGAGAGGUCCCUGAUGCUGCCGAAGAGGGUAUUAUUCUGGAGGAAGUGCAAGAAGUACAGAAGGCAACAUUCCUCCUUAGACUACUGACUUUGCAGCCAGACAGCAAUGUGUCCUAG